AUGACUCAGCUCUUCAGUCUCACCCCUUCUCUUCACCCGGAUUGCGCCAGGCUAAUUCCUCUGCUGCUCACUUUUAAUUGGCCCCCAGCCUGUAACCUGAUCUCGAUGCCUCACGUCGAAUGUGCCCUUUCAGGCUCUCUUCCUGCCACUGGUUCCACUGGACGCCUAGCCCACAAGCUAAUCCUGGUAUCAAUCCGCCGGCACCAAUCACAUCUUCACAUCCGAUCUUCACUCUGUGCAAUACACAUCCGACUUGAGGAAGAGAAUCGAUUUAAACUCAGGUUUGGUGGUGUCAACCGACGCUCUUCAUUUUCCCUUCUGACGCAUCACCACAUCUUCAAACACCUUCGCUUCAGCGGAUGGCCUUUGAGGCGUACCAACGCUGACUUCGCCCAGAAUCAGAAGAACGGUACCUCCUCGCUACAGCGUCGUAUUCUAGACGCAAUCAAGUCUACACGACCAGAUCAGCUCCUCUUCUGCACGAUUUCACUUGUUCAACCUCGACACAAAGACCGCACGCUGACCGACGUCGAAUCAACGCUGAGUCGCCGAGUCCCUGGCGCCCAUCCCCAUCACUUACAUUCACACAACCUUCACGUCAGUUGCUGCUGUCUUGCAAUGUACCCCCUUUGCAUCUGUACACUAUAG
Messenger RNA from Protopolystoma xenopodis, 648 nucleotides. The record is from the annotation of a GenBank genome assembly. NCBI's taxonomy places the organism in Eukaryota, Metazoa, Platyhelminthes, Monogenea, Polystomatidea, Polystomatidae.